Mesocestoides corti is the source of this 720-nucleotide messenger RNA. Lineage: Eukaryota; Metazoa; Platyhelminthes; Cestoda; Cyclophyllidea; Mesocestoididae. The record is from the annotation of a GenBank genome assembly.
AUGGACUUUUUCAUGCCUCAACUUAACGGAUCACUGAACAUAUCGGCUUCAGAAUUUCCAGAAAAUGACGAUAUAGAAAAUGGGAAAGUUGACAAAAGUGACGAGGCUGUAGAGUUGCAGUUUGACGACUUGAUGGUUGAAGGUGGUGGUCAACCAUACGAAGAACAUGGGAAGGAUAGGGUUGUCGAUGGUGCUUCAGAGUCCGUAACUACAGUGCUCUCUCACCUUGAUCUUGUGGAUCCCGUCUUGGAUGAGAAGACCCACACUAAUAUAGCUUCAAAGGCGCCCAGUGAAGCUCGAAUCCCAUCGGUACCCAAUAAACCAAUCGAUCGCACUCCCCUCUUAAAUGCAUACGAAGAAAAAGUGAAGUCGGGAAAGGAAAAGGACACUAUAAACUUACUAGUCGUCGGUCACGUGGAUGCGGGCAAGAGCACUCUUAUGGGUAAUGUUUUGUAUCAACUGGGACAAGUAAGUGAGAAGCAAAUAGCCAAAUACCAGUGGGAAGCUCAGAAGAUCGGCAAGGCCUCGUUCGCCUACGCGUGGGUGCUCGAUCAAACCACCGAGGAGCGCAACCGUGGCAUCACCAUGGACAUCGCCCAGACGGCUUUCGAAACUCCCACAAAACGACUCUUCAAGGUCAUCUGCCGGUAUCAGGUGACCGAAGUGCAGGCCUUUUUUUGUAUGCAUCGCUACAUUCGCGUUGAGGUUCCAUGUGACUAG